This is a messenger RNA of Saccostrea echinata, 1715 nucleotides long. Its product is annotated as cytoglobin-1-like. The record is from RefSeq and is a predicted model, not a curated record. Bases 619 to 1158 code for a protein of 179 amino acids. Lineage: Eukaryota; Metazoa; Mollusca; Bivalvia; Ostreida; Ostreidae. Gene Ontology annotation, molecular function: oxygen binding; heme binding. The transcript has 3 exons.
UGGGCGCUGUGAAAUUGGGCAAUUCAAAGACGAUUUUCGUAUCGACAGAAAUAGAUUUUUUUCCCCUCUACUGCAAUUGUUUUAAGAAAGGCUGAUUGGCCGUAAGUUAUUAGAAAACCCGCCAGUAAAAAUUUUACAUGUCGCGUUUUUCACUAAGUGACGGUAGGAACAAAUCUAAGUGAGUUCCUCUGUAUCUUCAAUGUGCUCCGGAUGUAAACUAUAAGCAGUCAUCAAAUAUGAUAAAAGCAUUGAUUAUUACAUUGGGGAAUGACUUAAUGCACGGGCUUUUGGUGCUUUGUGAAGAGUAGCCACUGUGACAACAAGAUAAAGCAUUGGAGCCAGGAGCCAGCAGGUUGCAUUAUCAACACAAAGCGGCGCACGCGCCUUCCACUGACCACAUGUCACUGUAGAUACCUUGAAUACGGAAAACAGACGACUGUAAACGUACGGGUGCCAAACCAUGACGUCGUUUGCAAUUACCCUCUCUGCCGGUGAUGAAAUAUUUCGAAGUUAGCCCCACAUUAAUAUAUUCAUCAGGUAUCUGGACAAAUACCUGAACAUGUAACUUGCGGUUCGAUGGUGGACUUCUGACUGGACUUUGUGCUUCUGAAGUCUGAGAUGGGUAAUUCAAAAUCUGUUUCAGACCCGAAGAAAGACACAUUGGCCUCGCACCUGAGUACAAGACAGAGAUUACUUGUCCAAGAUACACUAGAACUCAUGAAAGAUGAACUGUCAGAGCUGGGAGUCAUUGUAUUCAGAAGAUUCUUUGAAACUGAACCAAGUGUGAAAAAAGUUUUUCCAAAAAUCGUCAAAAUAAACGAUUCGAACGAACUUGAACUUGACAUGGAUAUGGAGGUAUUGAGUCGUCAUGCUUCAAACGUCAUGCACAGUCUUGGGGCGGCUGUGGAAAGUUUGGAUCACUCCGAGUUCUUCAAUGGCAUUGUGGAAAACAUAGGAAAGUCUCAUGGGCAGCGAAAAAUUAAACCCAAGAUGCUUGAGCUUCUGUGGCCCUCCCUGAAUUAUGGCCUGAAGCAGGUGUUAAAGGACACAUACACGAAAGAGGUAGCGGCAGCAUGGAAAAAAGUGUACUUCUAUCUGUGUAAACACAUGAAGUAUGGAAUAAAGGAAUAUCACCUGAAAGUCAAAAAUUCUAUUUGAUACAUACCCACACUGGAAAAUACUUGUUGACUAGAUUUUUUUGUUGUUGAACAUAAUAUACAUUUGUUACAACAGUUAAUAAACCUUCAGGUUUGAUGUCGCUGAAGGGUGUCUUAAAAAUCAUGGUGGAAUAGAUAUAGAAAGAGAAUUUUAAGCAAUAAUGUACAAAAAGAAGAUACUUUUAUUGCUGCAUUAUCAAUAUAUUCAAGUUGUUGAAGAGUAUAAAACAUGAAUUCCCCCCAGAAAUUCAUGUUUCUGACAUCUCUAUCAAACUCUGUAACAGUUUUUACUCUUAUUGGUGUAAUGUAAAUACUCAAAGUAUUGCAUGACAGACAUUUAUGACAAGAAGAUUGAAAUGUUUUCCAAGAAUAUUGUUUGAAAUAUAAUUUUAAACAUGUCAGCUGAGGUGCACUGUCCUAAAGUUAUGGAAACUUGUUGCUGUGUGUGUUUACAUUUUAUGCUUCACAAGUGACCUUGAAUCAAAAAUGUGCUUUUGAUAUCAUUAAAUAAAUCAGUGCAUAUGUACCUGUGUUACUCACUUCCAUAUGUUUAUAUAA